Yamadazyma tenuis ATCC 10573 is the source of this 921-nucleotide messenger RNA. RefSeq lists its product as uncharacterized. Lineage: Eukaryota; Fungi; Ascomycota; Pichiomycetes; Serinales; Debaryomycetaceae. The record is from RefSeq and is a predicted model, not a curated record.
ACAGUAACCACUACAAAAUGUCCAAGAAUAAAAUGCCCCAACUUCACAAACGCAGUGUUUCGUCGUUCAGCGCCGACAUGCGCCACCACCUGAUACACGAGAAGCUUGACUCGCACGACCCCGAAUCUCUUGAACAUAGGCGGAAGAACAGUCGGAUUGAUAUUGUGUUGAUAGUGUUAGCGCUUUUUUUGACAGGCUCCGUCAUCAACUUCUUUCUCAUUUCACGGAGCGUUGGAUCUUCGUCGUUGGUUGACCAUUUCCACAAACUAGUUGGCUCCGAUCCCGACGUUGGCCGUGAUACCACUCUUGAAUCCUUAUUGGGUGUGCAAAGCCUUGGAAAUGAUAUGAACGAAUGGGAAAGGUUAUCCGGGGAGUUACAGAGCCAGGAGCAAGAACAGGAUACAGAAGACUACCUGCACGUCCAGCACCAGUACGGGGCGGCUGAUGUUGAGACGGAAACGGUGUCUGAAGGUUCCAACAAUCCCCAACAGGAUUUGGUAGAAAUGCUUUCCAUCGAUGCAGUGGUUUUAUUGCUCAACGACGAAAACCUCUUGAAGCAGGAGCGGGCAAAGCAGAUCUUGAACAGCUUGAAAAUGACGCCCGAGUUGAAGACCAUCAAUUUGAAAAAACAUCCUCACUAUGCGGAGAUUAUGCAUUACUUGAAGAAGUUCAGUAGCCAUAUGCAAGAGGACGCCGAAGAAUCGGAUGAGUUGGACACCCAAGAUGUGCUGGACUCGGACGACAUUCCUCGGUUGUUUAUUGGAGGCCAGCCGGUGGCUGGUUUUGGUGACAUUAUCAACAAGCACAACGACCAGGUGCUCACCCAGUUUUUCGCAGAUGUUGGCCGGGGAUGGGUCAAAUUAGAGAUAUGAUUAGAUGAUUAGAUGAAUAUGUACCAUAGGAAAUGAAGGACGAGGCGGC